This is a messenger RNA of Adineta steineri, 786 nucleotides long. NCBI's taxonomy places the organism in Eukaryota, Metazoa, Rotifera, Eurotatoria, Adinetida, Adinetidae. The record is from the annotation of a GenBank genome assembly.
AUGGAAAAAACAACAACUAAUGUUCAACAAGAAACAGUUUCUGUAAUAAAUGAGAACGAUGAAAUAGCAUGUGAAUCAUCAAUAUUACCUCCCUCAUAUACUGUUGGUGAUCUUCAGCAGAAUCUUGGAUCAAAUACUGUAGGUAUUAUUGGAGGAACAAAUCCUGAUGAAGAUGAAAAAAUUAUUCAAAAUAUUCUUCGUAUGAUAAAAGGACAUGAACGACGACAAUUAUGGUGGAAUUUAUUUUCUUUUUUGUUCAUAUUACUUUUACUUCCACCCGUUAUAUUUCUUAUAUUUAUGCCGAUUUGUAUGUACAAAAAGCGCAUGUCAGGAAUGAAUCAGAUAGUUAAAAGUGGUAUUCGUUAUAUGAUUCGUUUGGAAGGUGAUCAAUGGAUAAGAUAUGUUCAACAUAUUAAUAAUGAGUCGAAACGAAAAAUGAAUAAAUCAUCUAGGAAAGAACUCUUAUCUCGUAGUUAUGGUCAUAUACUUAUUGGAACAGACGGAUUUUUUCUUGAUUCAAUGUUAGGUAUGCAAUAUGAAAAUAUAAUGAUUGUACGUACAGAAAUUAUUCAAGCACCAAAUAAGAUUGAUAUGAUGUUACGCGCAUGGUUUUGUCAACGUUUAGUUGUUAUUAGAACACAAAAUGGUCAGACGAAUGGAGCUGUAAACAAUGAUCCAUUUAAGUUUGAUAUUUUUCUGCCAUUAAAUAUGUCUACUGAAUUAGUUUCAUCAAUUACAAAUUUUAUGAAGCUUGAAUCAGUAUGUCGACCGAAUUUCAUUCUUUAA